AUGGUUGUCCCCACGUUCCCGGAGCGUAACCGCCCGCAGGGACAGCCGAAGCGCAACGCCGAUGCUGACCCGCCAUCCCCUCGCCACCGCAUGGCAAAACGCCAGCGCAAUGCAAUCACCGCGAAGGAGAAGCUCCACUGGUUGAAGAUGCAGGACUCGCAGCCCGACCUGUCGAAUCGCGCCCUGGCGAAGCUCGCGAAGGACCACCUCAUGCUUGCCCACAUGCGGGACAAGGGUGAGGUGGAAGUCCUUGACGACGUCAACGACCUGGUUGACGACGAGCUCAUCGUCAACCCCUUCUACGCCGAAGUCCCCAUGCCGGCCGAGGAGCUGCAGGCGGCGGCACAGGAGGCUGACGCCGCUGAGGAGGACGCGGAAGCGGCGGCGGCAAAGGAGGAGGGGGGCGUGCUUGAGGAAGGCGGGGAGGCAAUUGAGCCCAGCGAUGAUGAAUGGUGGCGCCCUGGCCGCUUUGACGGGGAAAAUUGUGAAGAAUGGCAUGCAGGAGACGAUUCUGCGUAG
Closterium sp. Naga37s-1 is the source of this 519-nucleotide messenger RNA. The record is from the annotation of a GenBank genome assembly. Lineage: Eukaryota; Viridiplantae; Streptophyta; Zygnematophyceae; Desmidiales; Closteriaceae.